Molecule: messenger RNA, 1297 nt
Organism: Biomphalaria glabrata
Lineage: Eukaryota; Metazoa; Mollusca; Gastropoda; Planorbidae
Exons: 2
Coding region: 246-1205 (319 amino acids)
Source: RefSeq, a predicted model, not a curated record
UCUCAGGGGGGAAGGGGGUCACGUGGAUUCAAUUAAUUAAUUAAGUUCCAUUGUUCCAGGUAUUAGCGAUAAUGAAGUAUUGUUCAGUUCAAUAAUGUUCUCGUCUGUUUGCAUUGAAUUUCUCGCUAAACAUUUAGAUCUAUACACUCUUGCUAUGACGUUUGGUCUACGUUAUACACAAACGUAGAGGCUCUGUUCAUCACAGUCCGAGCAGAUAGACUUGGGGGUCAACUCAUCAACAAACUAUGACUCGCAAAGAGGACGCACUACUAACUCUGUUCACUUUACUUUCGUGGUCAUUUCUGGAUGCAGCGCUGAUUUGUCGUGGCACACCAACCGCUCUGGAACUGGGCGUAUCACUUCAGCUCGAAUGUCUGUUUACACCCGACAGCACAAGCAACGUGACCUACCCGUCGUCUGUAAAACUGCUUCACUCCAACAGUACAACCAAUCCAAGCUACAUCGACCUGCUGACUGUCGUGAAUGUCGACAAUAUAGUGGGGGACUUAAGCAACUCUCCAAACAUCAAGGUCUUCGGCACGAUUGAAAAUAACAAGCUCUCCUACCUUCGCAUCAGCUGGGAAUCCCCGAAACUCGAAAAUGCCGGUGCUUACCGGUGCGUCACGUAUGGAGUGGAUAAAAAGGGAAACCCCCAAUUCGACUUAAGUGAAACCACUGUCUCUGUUAAAAAUCCUGAUGACAAGUGCCAAGGAAAUGACGCUAAAAAUACUACGAAUAAUAACAAAGGCAAGGGAAGGAAACAAGAUCUACUAACCAACGCACAGAAUUCCCUGUUUACUACUUCCCCUGAAUUUAAAGGAUCACGUUACCUUUUGUCCGAAACUAAUGACCCAAGGAACUAUGUCGAUUCAAUCUUGACGUGCGGACAACUUGGCGGUUAUUUCGCGGAAAUUGACUCGGAGGAGGAAUUUACCUUUGUGCUGAAUACUUUGUUAAACAGCUCUACAUACGAGACAGUGUACAUCAGUGGAACAGACGAAGCCAAGGAAGGAGUCUGGGUGCACAGCUUUAGUAAAACUAAUAUCGCGUUCUUUAAGUGGGCUCCAGGAGAGCCCAAUCUGGGUAAACGAGAAAAUUGUAUGGCUUACCAUAAAAAACUGUUUUGGCUUUAUGUCGAUAUUGACUGUGCGAAGCUCUUGACUUCUGAUGGCACUGUCUCUUUCGUCUGCGAAGUACCGGAAUAAACUCGAUGAGAAUGACCAGAAAUAAACCUAAAAUAAAGAAAAUUGAACAACUUUAUUGAAUUUAAUAAAAGUUGUAUAACAAAAAAAUAUAG